Molecule: messenger RNA, 858 nt
Organism: Sinocyclocheilus anshuiensis
Lineage: Eukaryota; Metazoa; Chordata; Actinopteri; Cypriniformes; Cyprinidae
Exons: 6
Coding region: 1-858 (285 amino acids)
Cellular component (GO): membrane
Source: RefSeq, a predicted model, not a curated record
AUGAGGGUUUUCUGCUCCUCUGAGGGCGAUCAGAUCCUCUACAGCUGGACUCUGAAUGGAGGUCCACUGAUGGAUGGAAACUCCAGCAUUGAUCUGGAUGAGGGAACUGAUGGAAACAUCAGCUGCAGUGUGAAGAACCACGUCAGUCACAGACAGAAGACUGUUAGUGUCAAACCCUGUCCUGCUCCUAUUGGCUCAGUGGAAGUGUCAAUCAGCUGCUCCUCCAGUGGGGCGAUGAGGGUUUUCUGCUUCUCUGAGGGCGAUCAGAUCCUCUACAGCUGGACUCUGAAUGGAGGUCCACUGAUGGAUGGAAACUCCAGCAUUGAUCUGGAUGAGAGAACUGAUGGAAACAUCAGCUGCAGUGUGAAGAACCACGUCAGUCACAGACAGAAGACUGUUAGUGUCAAACCCUGUCCUGUCUUACAUGUCUCUCUGAUUGCUUUGGGCUUUGUUGCGCUGAUCCUGUUUCUGCUGUUCAUCACCGUAUAUCACAUUUACAAGAAAAAACAGGUCAAGUCGACACCAGAAUCACUCCCGGCUGCUGAUGUGGAAUAUGUUGAGAUCCAACCGCAGAAGAAGAGGAAGGAGAGGAAAGAGAAGGAGGAAGAGGUUCAGUACGGCGAGGUGACAUUCACUCUAAACCCCUCAAUCGCUUACACACGGCCUCAGGAGGAGUGUAUUUAUUCUCAGUCUGUUGUCCGAGGUGGUUUGCUGAUCAUAUCAUGUGACUUCCUGCGUGUGAAAGGAAGCAUCUCAUGCCUUCUCAGUGCAAAAGGUUACAGAGAUGGAGAUGCUGCUGCUGCAUCUUCAUCUUCUUCCUCCUUCAGCAGUGUCACUUUACCACAACCAGAUGGCUAA